AUGCAGCACCCGCUGGAGCUGGGUGCCGCCGCGCACUAUUUCCCCGCCGACCCCUUCGUCGACCACCGAUCGCACCGCUACCGGAGUUUUAUGAUCGAGGAGAUUCUGACGGACCACCCGGACGCCAAGGGCUCUGCCCCGGCCGGAGAGCUGCUCAAGUUCGGCGUGAAAGCACUGCUCUCGGCGCGGCCCUACCACAGCCCCCUAGCUGUGCUGAAGGCUGAGCAGGCGGCGGUUUUCAAGUUCCCGCUGGCGCCUCUGGGCUGCUCAGGCCUGAGCUCGGCGCUGCUAGCGGCGGGCUCCGGGCUCCAGGGCGGCUCGGGGCCUCCUCACUUGCCCCUCGAGCUGCACCUCCGCGGGAAGCUGGAGCCGGGGACUCCGGAGGCGGGAGGCAAAGCCAAGAAAGGCCGUCGGAGCCGCACCGUCUUCACCGAGCUGCAGCUGAUGGGCCUGGAGAAGCGCUUCGAGAAGCAGAAAUACCUCUCCACGCCCGACAGGAUAGAUUUGGCGGAAUCCCUGGGCCUGAGUCAACUACAGGUGAAAACUUGGUACCAAAAUAGGCGAAUGAAAUGGAAGAAAAUAGUACUGCAAGGCGGAGGGCUCGAAUCUCCCACGAAGCCCAAAGGCCGCCCGAAGAAAAACUCCAUUCCUACCAGCGAGCAGCUGACCGAGCAAGAGCGAGCGAAGGAAGCAGAGAAACAAGCGGAAAGCCUGGGCUCCCCCUGCCAAGUCAGCCAAGAGGAAUAACGGUGCGUCGCAGGCUGAGGCCUCUCGGAGGGAAUGCCUUGCAACACGGAGACUUACGGUACUGCAAAGGCGGCCGCGGCCGAAGCGCCUUGCUUCCCCAGUGAGCGGCCUAAGAGGCUGGAUCACCAUCCGCGACGCCUUCGAAAUCCUUCCUCUCGCAUCCACGCGCGCCCUGUUGGAACUUCCAGCCAUUACGGCUUGAACUGCAGGCUUGUACGCCUUGCCAAUCGACUAGUCCUCGCUGAGGCGCUCGCUUGUGCGUACGUGGUUUCUUUAAAAACCUAGUGGAUUGCCUAUUGCGUAAAGAGGAGUCGGCGCACAAAACAGACGAGGGGCGCGCUACUGACUUUGUUUUUCAGAAGCUGCAAAGUGAAAGAAGAUGGGUGGCAAAAUGGUUAGUGGACUAUUAUUCUCAGUUGAAUCCGUUGUAUUUACUGCGCGUUUGAGCUACCCCCGCCUCCGUCCCUGUUGUGCACACGUAAGGAAAACGUCGC
This is a messenger RNA of Zootoca vivipara (common lizard), 1241 nucleotides long. RefSeq names its product BARX homeobox 1 (gene BARX1). The record is from RefSeq and is a predicted model, not a curated record. Gene Ontology annotation, biological process: regulation of DNA-templated transcription. Lineage: Eukaryota; Metazoa; Chordata; Lepidosauria; Squamata; Lacertidae. Gene Ontology annotation, molecular function: DNA-binding transcription factor activity, RNA polymerase II-specific; DNA binding.